AUGGACCCGCGGGCCAAGGUGAGCUUCCAGCAAGUCCGCGUCGUGCCGUCGGGCUGCAUGCAGCGGCGCGGGCUCGGCAACUUGCACAUUGUGGGCAGCGAUGCCACUGGCGCCUUCUUUGCGUUCGCGUCGACGCUCGCCGUGUACGUGUACGAGGCCUCGACGUUCCGGCUGCACCGCCUCCUCUCGACCAAGGACAACGUGCUGGGCCUUGCGUGGUGCCCAUUCGCUUGCCACAGCGCGUACUUGGCGACCGUUGCAAUGGAAGGCGGCGUCGUGCUCUGGAACGUCACGACCGAGGAGAUUCUCUUCCAAGCGACGUUGCCGACGGCCCACCACGCCAUCUCGCUGCAAUGGCAGCCCCACGACACGUCAACGAUGCAGCUCGCGAUCGCCUGCAGCGACAAGCUCAUCUAUGUGUGGACAGUCGACCUCGAGGCCAGCACCCACAGCAUGGCCCGUCUUCUGCCCAAGCCGACCGAGUCGCCGAUGACCGUGCUGCGAUGGAACCUCCAGACGCGUGGCAUGCUCGCGAUCGGCUUCGAGUCGGGGGCGAUCGGGCUCCACCAUGCUACGCGUCCGGCGUCGCUGACGCUAAUCACGCGCGAGAAGAAGCGAGACAAGAGGGCACUCGCGAUCACCGACAUGACGUGGGACUCCCUCUCGCAUCUGUACCUUCUCGUGGCCUACAAGGACGGCCACAGCGCGCUGUGGGAGAUCAACGAGACGACCGGCACGCAGUUGCACACGUUCGACAAGCAAGGCGCCGGCACGAACGCCAUUGCUUGGCUGCCAUCGGCGCCCGGGCAGUUUGUGACGGCCAACGCGCGCAGCGGUAUCCUCAAGAUUUGGAACGUCUCGCAGCCACAACCGCUGCAGCACGUCCGCGCUCAGUCGUCAGGCAUCCACAAUGUCGCGGUUUUGAGGGACCAUCGCCUUUUGUGCGCAGCGGUCGACGGCUCGGUGGGUGUCUACGACCUCCAGAAGCGCCACCUCGCAUGGGCGAGCCACCCCGGCCACAAGGAGACGAUCUUUGACGUGCGGUACCAGCCCAGCAAUCCAAACGUCUUGGCAACGUGCAGCCACGACAGCAGCGUGCGCAUCUGGGACGUCGAAACCAUGCACUGCCUUCAGCAUCUCCAGGGCCAAGACGGUGUGCUCUACAGCGUCGCGUGGUCGCCGACCCACGCUGCCUUGAUUGCCUCGUCGUCCUCCGUGGGCUCCGUCUUCCUCUGGGACGUUGCCGUCGGUGUGGCCACGGUGCAGAUGCGCCAUCACACGGACGCUGUCUACCGCGUUGCGUGGGACACGGGUGCUGACGGACUCCUCGCAUCCUCCUCCAAAGACAAGACGGUCGUGCUGGCUUUGCCAAGCGGCGUCCUCGUCAAGCGCUACGUGCUGCCAGGCGCUGCGUUUGGCUGCGACUGGAGCCCGCGCGGCGACGGUCUACUCGUCGUCGGCUGCAUGGACCAUGUUGUCCGGAUCUUUGCCACCAAGACGGCGUCGACCGAGCCCCUUCGCGUGCUCGCAGCCCAUGCCGCGCGGGUCUUCCACACGGUGUGGUACGCCGACCCUGCGCGGCUCCUUCUCGCGACGAGCUCGGACGACUGCACGAUCCGCGUCUGGACAUGGCCCGAAGAUGACGCUGCCGACGCCGUCGUGCCGUACAUCACGCUCACGGGGCACACUGGGUUUGUGCGGGCGCUCGUGUGGCACGCCGCCCCCGCGCCACUCUUGCUCAGCGGCAGCUGGGACGCGACGAUCCGCAUCUGGGACAUCCACUCGCGGAGCUGCCGGCUCGUGGUCGUCGAUCACCUCGCCGACGUGUACGGCAUUGCGACCCACCCAUCGACGCCGUGUACCUUUGUGUCGUGCUCCCGAGACUCGACGCUGCGGUUCUGGGGCCUCCGCACGUACGAGUCGGCGACAACGUUGCUGGCCACCGUGCUCUCGACCCCCGACGUGGCCCAAAUCGAAGCCGCGUUCGUCGUUGCGGGGAUGCUGCCCGGCCUCACGAAUUUGUUUGCGCUGCUGCGUCAGAAGAGCACGCGCGAGAUGCGCAUCCAACGCGAAGAGAGCGUCGUCGAGACGUACCUCGAGCACGCUCGGCGCCUCGAGGCGGGUUUGGCCACGUCGCGCCGCCCGAGCAAAACGACGCGGCUCAACAAGGAAGAGCACCUCUUGCAAGCGGCCGCGACCUACCUCAAGGCGGGCAACCUCGUUCGCUAUUGCCGUAUUUUGGCCGACAUGAACCAGUGGGAGAAGGCGCUCGCGGUGGCACCGGGCGUCUCAAUGAGCUUUUGGGACAAGCUCGCGACCGAGUACGCCGAGCACUUGGCCGCGACCGAGAGUGAGGACGCUGCCGUCUACUACGUGGCGACCCGCAACGUUGAGAGCGCCGUCGCUCUGUACCACGGCCGGAAUCAGUUUGAAGACGCGUUCGUCGUCGCCAAGGCAAGCGAGACGAUGGCAGCUGCAGCGUCCGUAUCCUCGCACGACUCGCAACGGCAGCAGGACUGGUCGGCGCUGCGCCAUAGCUCACGUGCAGCGUUGGCAGCCCAGUACGUGGACGCGGGCGACCCGAUUCUUGCCGCGUGUUGUUACCUCUCGGUCCACGACGUGGAGAGUGCGAUAUCCCUCGAGUUGGCGUACGUUCUCUCGACCUAUCUGUCGACGGACGAGUCGCCGCGACAUUUACCCGUCGCGCUUGUGCGCCGCCUCGCCUUCAAGUACGAAGCGCUCGGGGCACUGCCCCUCGUGUUGCAGCUCCUCGGCACGCUCCCGCCUCUCGAAGCCAAGUACGAGGUUCUCUGCCCGCGACUUCUUCAUGCACUGCUCAUGAUGCACUAG
Messenger RNA from Saprolegnia parasitica CBS 223.65, 2850 nucleotides. RefSeq lists its product as hypothetical. The coding region runs from base 1 to 2850 and encodes 949 amino acids. Gene Ontology annotation, molecular function: protein binding. The transcript has 10 exons. NCBI's taxonomy places the organism in Eukaryota, Oomycota, Saprolegniomycetes, Saprolegniales, Saprolegniaceae. The record is from RefSeq and is a predicted model, not a curated record.